CGGGUCACGUGACCACGCCUGUUACCCACGUGGGAACGCAGCGUGCUUCAUUCUUUGUGCUCGGAUUAGAAGUCACGCUAGGACGGGAGCUGGUUAGGUACAGAGUCGCUGUGCUGCUCUGCUCCUAAUACAGGAUUCUCCGGAGGUCUGACUGGCAAGCUUGAAUCAAGACUCUUCACUGAGGUCCUCAGUUGGCCAAAGGGCAGAUCUUACCACGCGGUGAAAAUACUGUUUCGGUGGGCGACGUGGUGCUGGUGCCAAAGGGCGUUCGUCACAGGGAUGCCAAAGCGGGGGAAAAAGGGAUCAGUGGCCGAAGAUGGGGAAGAGCCCAAGAGAGAGCCAGAGGCCAAGAAAAGUAAGGUGGGAGCAAAGAAAAACGAAAAAGAGGCAGCAGGAGAUGGCCCAGUUCUGUAUGAAGAUCCUCCAGAUAAGAAAACCUCACCUAGUGGCAAAUCUGCCACACUGAAGAUAUGCUCCUGGAAUGUGGAUGGGCUUCGAGCCUGGAUUAAGAAGAAGGGUUUAGAUUGGGUAAAGGAAGAAGCCCCGGAUAUCCUGUGCCUCCAAGAGACCAAAUGUUCAGAGAACAAACUCCCAGCUGAGCUUCAAGAGCUAUCUGGACUAUCCCAUCAGUACUGGUCAGCGCCUUCUGACAAGGAAGGAUAUAGUGGUGUGGGUCUACUCUCCCGCCAGUGCCCACUCAAAGUCACUUAUGGCAUUGGUGAAGAGGAACAUGACCAGGAAGGCCGGGUGAUUGUGGCUGAAUUUGACUCAUUUGUGCUGGUUACAGCCUAUGUACCUAAUGCAGGCCGGGGUCUGGUAAGGUUGGAGUACAGGCAGCGCUGGGAUGAAGCCUUUCGCAAGUUCCUGAAGGGCUUGGCUUCCCGAAAGCCUCUUGUACUGUGUGGGGACCUCAAUGUGGCUCAUGAAGAAAUUGACCUUCGUAACCCCAAGGGAAACAAAAAGAAUGCUGGCUUCACCCCACAGGAGCGCCAAGGCUUUGGGGAACUGCUGCAGGCCGUGCCACUGACCGACAGCUUUCGUCACCUCUACCCUAAUGCUGCUUAUGCCUACACUUUUUGGACUUACAUGAUGAAUGCUCGGUCCAAGAAUGUAGGUUGGCGCCUUGAUUACUUUUUGUUGUCCCAUUCGCUUUUACCUGCAUUGUGUGACAGCAAGAUCCGUUCCAAGGCUCUUGGCAGUGAUCACUGUCCCAUCACCCUGUACUUAGCACUGUGACACAUUCUCCAAAUCACUGUGAGCCUGGGAACAUUCCCCCAUACUCCUUCUUUAAUAGCUCUCUAAAAAUCCACACUUUCUCUUCUAUGAGAAUAUGAAUUCUUUGACCAGGCACCAGUGACAGGUUUCUUUUAAGCCCAAGGUUUUUUUGUGUGAAUCCUUACAUUAAAAGCUUCUGAUGACUUCUUUUGAACUAUCCAUGUGUAAAUAAAAGGCCAUAGUUUCAGC
This is a messenger RNA of Heterocephalus glaber (naked mole-rat), 1464 nucleotides long. It is a transcript of the gene Apex1, whose product is annotated as apurinic/apyrimidinic endodeoxyribonuclease 1. Gene Ontology annotation, molecular function: DNA binding; double-stranded DNA 3'-5' DNA exonuclease activity; DNA-(apurinic or apyrimidinic site) endonuclease activity. The record is from RefSeq and is a predicted model, not a curated record. Gene Ontology annotation, biological process: base-excision repair. Lineage: Eukaryota; Metazoa; Chordata; Mammalia; Rodentia; Bathyergidae. Gene Ontology annotation, cellular component: nucleus.